AGAUUCUUACUACUCUUUCGUCAGGAAUUCGUUCCCUUAGGUAUAACGACCUCUCUUCAGUUCUUGAAUUUAAUCUUCUGUCUCUUCUUUAAUGUCUUUACUUGAAUUUUAACUGUAUAACCAUUCCUCUUCACAUGGCCGCUACAAACGUUCUUCUCCUAUAUAUAUAUAGUUAGGAUUCACCAUUGAUCAUCUCUGUACAACUUCAAGAUCCUUCGACAGUGGAACAUGAGUGAAUCCAAGCCCUCAAAAUUUCACAUUCUCAUGUUUCCAUGGUUUGCUAUUGGUCACAUCACUCCAUUUCUUCAUCUGUCCAACAAGCUUGCUGAAAAGGGCCACACUAUCACUUUCUUGCUGCCGGCAAAAGUUCAAAAAGACCUUCAACAUUCGAAUCUCCACCCUAAUUUUAUCACCCUCCAUCCCCUUACAAUUCCUCACGUCGAUGGCCUCCCUCCCGGCGCCGCUACGGCUUCGGAUAUAUCCCUCUCUUUACACCAUCUCCUCGUUAUUGCGAUGGACGGGACUCGUGAUCAGGUCGAACUUGUGAUCAAACAAACAAAACCGAGGCUGGUUUUUUACGAUUUUUCUUAUUGGAUUCCGGAAAUAACAAAACCACUUGGGAUUAAAACGAUUUUUUACAGUGUCGUUAGUGCUGCAUCUAUCGCCAUUGCUCUUGUUCCUGCGCGGAAUGUGCAGAAGGACAAGCCGAUUACAGAAGAUGAAUUACAAGUGCCACCCAUAGGCUACCCAUCAUCAACUGUGGUGUUGCGUCGACACGAAGCGAGGGCGCUUUCCUUCAUUUCUUUUCCAUUUGGGGAAGGCGUAUCGUUCUACAUAAGAGUCACUACUUCCAUGAAAGAAUGCGACGUGAUUUCGAUGAGAACAUGCCGUGAAACUGAGGGAAACUUUUGUGAUUACAUUGCAAGUCAGUAUAACAAGCCGGUUUUUUUAACGGGUCCUGUAUUAAUUGAGCCGACCAAGACUCCACUGGAGGACAGAUGGGUUCAAUGGCUUGGUGGGUUUCAACCUGGUUCUGUGGUGUAUUGUGCAUUUGGGAGCCAAUACAACCCGAAAAAGGAGCAGUUUCAGGAGCUUUUAAUGGGGUUUGAGUUAACAGGUUUACCAUUUCUCAUAGCUUCAAGGCCACCAAUCGGUGCACCGACAGUUGAAGAAGCGUUUCCAGAGGGAUUUGACGAGAGAACCAAGGGGAGAGGAGUGAUUUGGGGGGGCUGGAUUCAACAGCCAAUGAUCCUGGCUCAUCCAUCAGUGGGAUGUUUUGUGAAUCACUGUGGAUUCGGGUCCAUGUGGGAGUCAUUGAUGAGUGAUUGUCAGAUAGUUUUGGUGCCGCAGUUGGGUGACCAAAUCCUGAACUCAAGAAUAAUGGCGGAAGAGUUGAAGGUUGGUGUGGAAGUUGAGAGAGAAGAGAAUGGUUGGUUCUCAAAAGAGAAUUUGUGCAAGGCCAUUAAGAGUGUGAUGGAGGAAGAAAGUGAAGUGGGUAAUUUGGUGAGAAAGAACCAUGCAAAGUGGAAGGAUUUAUUGGUGAAUCCACUGUUCGCGAAUGCUUACAUUGACAAGUUUAUCAAAGAUAUACAAGAGCUUGUUGGUAAGUGACCAACAUUCCAUUUGUUGAAAACAAUAGUGUAAAUUAUAAGAUAUUGUUUGCUUCAUUGCUAGAUUAAUAUCGAUUUUAUUUUGAAGCUUUUUACAAGAACCCAAAA
Molecule: messenger RNA, 1718 nt
Organism: Mangifera indica (mango)
Lineage: Eukaryota; Viridiplantae; Streptophyta; Magnoliopsida; Sapindales; Anacardiaceae
Product: UDP-glycosyltransferase 79B6-like
Exons: 1
Coding region: 229-1611 (460 amino acids)
Molecular function (GO): UDP-glycosyltransferase activity
Source: RefSeq, a predicted model, not a curated record